Messenger RNA from Drosophila obscura, 445 nucleotides. RefSeq names its product male-specific sperm protein Mst84Dd-like. The record is from RefSeq and is a predicted model, not a curated record. Bases 20 to 382 code for a protein of 120 amino acids. NCBI's taxonomy places the organism in Eukaryota, Metazoa, Arthropoda, Insecta, Diptera, Drosophilidae. The transcript is spliced from 3 exons.
CUCAUAGGAGGCGCUCAAAAUGUUCACUGGAAUUCGAGUACACAGCGGAAAAGAUGUUGGACACGAAAAAGAUUUAAAAACAAUUAUUCCUCACACUCCGCUCCGAGCAGUACAGAACAACAAAUUUUUGUUUAGCUUCGAGUUUUGUUUGGUUUCAGUACUUUUACGGAUCAAAAAUGUGUGGACCCUGUGGAUCGUGCUGCAGUCCCUGCUGUGGACCCUGUGGACCUUGCUGCGGGCCGUGCUGUGGACCGUGCUGUGGACCCUGCUAUGGACCCAAUGUCUACGGACCGUGCUGCGCAACAGGACCCUGCUUCGGGUGCUGCGGUGGCUGUUGCUAAGCACACGACAGGGUUUAAGCCUUCCAUCACAAGUCCGGUGAAGCCUGCACAAAUCUCGAAGCUAUCGUGUAGUCCUUGUGAAUAAAAUAUUUAUAAAACAUAAA